AUGCAAGGAACCAAAGCCAUGCCGAUGUCAAGAUGCUUUCUUAUGAUUAUGGUUGCCACCACGUGCCUAGCUAGGAUGUAUGGAACCAUGUCCUUCCUAGCAUAUGUAGCCCUCCAAUGUGCCUUGGCUGGCUUGUUUAUUUUGUCUACGUCUAUCUACGGGGCAUUUAGAAUAAGAAAUGGAGAUAGAGAAAGCAAAGCUUAUAUGGAGAGAAUUGCUCGCUAUGAUACUCUUGGCACCUUUGGAAAGGCAGAGGCCCAAUCUGGGGCGCCCUCGGAAUAA
Molecule: messenger RNA, 282 nt
Organism: Encephalitozoon hellem ATCC 50504
Lineage: Eukaryota; Fungi; Microsporidia; Unikaryonidae
Exons: 1
Coding region: 1-282 (93 amino acids)
Source: RefSeq, a predicted model, not a curated record